AUGCUGCGGGACUGGGCACAGACGGGCUUCCUCCUUCGCCUGCAGGUCGGCCGCCUGGUUGCCCAAGUAAUCGCACCGUUCGAGUCCCUCGAGCAGCUCAGCAUCGGACUUUCUGGAGUGCGCCUCGACUUUGACCGCCCCCACAGAGCCCUCCCCCGACUAGGGAUCUUCGAUCGCAUCCCAGAUCAUGUGCCAGAGGUCGGCGCGGAGCCGGCGUGCAGCCUAGCGGCACCAGGCAGCGCCGAGGCGAUGUCCGCGGACCACCGUGGCACUGUGAACGCCUACUCUCAACGGGGCCGAUCGGCGGCGCAGGACCUGCAGAAAGCCCGAGCUGUGCCGUGCAUGGCCUUGGCGUACAUGGCCGUGCUCGCCCAGGAAGCAGAAGCCCCAGCCGACAGCCCUUGA
Molecule: messenger RNA, 405 nt
Organism: Prorocentrum cordatum
Lineage: Eukaryota; Dinophyceae; Prorocentrales; Prorocentraceae
Source: the annotation of a GenBank genome assembly